AUGUUUGACGAUCAAGACUUGGGCUUCUUUGCCAAUUUCCUGGGCAUCUUCAUAUUUGUCCUGGUUAUUGCAUACCACUUUGUGAUGGCAGAUCCAAAGUACGAGGGAAACUGAUGCCGUUCUGUUGGGCAAGUAGAUACUUAUGAUCUGCAUAUCGAAAUAGAGCAGUACUGUUAAUGCUAGCGAGAUCACUUGACAUUUCUUGAGUGCACAUCGUGGAAGCUGGACGUUCAGUUUCUGGCAUUUUGGCGUUACCAAUGUGUUAAAUCUGCUGAACUAGUAAAUCCUUUAUAAUUCUAAAGAUUAUUCGAGUACUGCAGUUGGUUUGUUGUU
This is a messenger RNA of Phragmites australis (common reed), 333 nucleotides long. Its product is annotated as dolichyl-diphosphooligosaccharide--protein glycosyltransferase subunit 4A. The record is from RefSeq and is a predicted model, not a curated record. Bases 1 to 114 code for a protein of 37 amino acids. Lineage: Eukaryota; Viridiplantae; Streptophyta; Magnoliopsida; Poales; Poaceae. The transcript has a single exon.